Messenger RNA from Daphnia magna, 1370 nucleotides. RefSeq names its product cysteine dioxygenase type 1. Gene Ontology annotation, biological process: L-cysteine catabolic process. The record is from RefSeq and is a predicted model, not a curated record. NCBI's taxonomy places the organism in Eukaryota, Metazoa, Arthropoda, Branchiopoda, Diplostraca, Daphniidae. The transcript has 5 exons. Gene Ontology annotation, molecular function: cysteine dioxygenase activity; ferrous iron binding. The coding region runs from base 156 to 809 and encodes 217 amino acids.
GGUUCGUAGAAGGGAGGAGACAAGAGAACUUUGUUAACCAAAGAGGGAGCUGCUUGGAUAUAAAACUAUGAAGCUGGUCUAGGUUAUCCUUUAUUAAGCACAUGCAACGCCGAUAAGUGUGCAGAAGGAGUUCAGGAGUCAAACACAGCUGACUGAUGAAAAUGGCCAAACCGGUUGGAACGUUAGACGAACUCAAAGCUGAGUUACGCGAAGCUUUCGAACAUGACCCGGUCGACGUGGAUCAUGUCAUGCACUUGAUGGAAUCCUACAAGAGCAAUCCGGCCGAAUGGAAGCAAUAUGCCAUAUUUGAUCGAUACAAGUACACAAGAAAUUUGGUUGACGAAGGCAAUGGCAAAUUCAAUUUGAUGAUACUCUGUUGGGGUGAGGGCCACGCUUCACCCAUUCACGAUCACGCCGACUCUCACUGCUUCAUGAAAAUGUUGGAGGGGACGCUCAGAGAGGUGCGAUUUGAUUGGCCAAAGGAAAACGACUGUUCGGCGACAGACGCUGCGUGUGAACAAUUGAACCAAAAAGGCUCCUCCUUGCUGGAAUUGAAUAAAGUCUGUUACAUCAACGAUUCGAUGGGAUUACAUCGUGUGGAGAAUCCCAGUCACGUAGACGGUGCAGUUUCACUGCAUCUGUACAGCCCUCCUUACGACACGUGUCACAUAUUUAACCAGCAGACGGGAAAAAAGGCUGAAGCUAAAGUGACGUUUUGGAGCCGAUAUGGCGCAAAAGUUUCACCGGUAACGACUCCCGAGUCUUGUACUCCGGUGGUUAACAGCUGUUGCACUGAAAUCACGGAGUAGGCAAAAGAAAGGCCAAGAACAUGAAUUUCAGAGUGAUUGAAACGGCAGUACCGGAAAUAGCCGCAUCCAAUUCAAAUCCAGGCACCUCUUACAAUUUGAAUCCUCCUCAAUCAUUGCCUUACAAAUUUGUGGUAAUCCCACUGUCUUAAAUGAAAAAUUUCCAUUCUUUUUUUUUAAUCUUAUGAGUACUUGAUUUAUUUUUGACGAAGGAUUCGCUCCGGAUUUCAGUUUUUUUUUUUCAUGAUUAAUAGAACAUCCAGAAUAAUAUUAUAUGAUUCGACAAAAAAUAUAUAAGAAAAAAAAAUUUUUACCUUUUAUUUUUCUUCGUUUAGUCACGCCGGUUUUGAAGUGAAAUCUCUGAAUUUUACAAAUGAAAAUUGCGUUUCACGUACGUGUCUGUGCUGGCAGUUUUACAAGGCGUGACGUUAUCUGACGUACCAAAUCAGAUAAAGCCAAAGAGGAACAACAGACGAAAUUAUCUUGUUUGUUUGAGAGGUUCUUGCAUAAUUUGUGAUAUAAAACUCCUCUCUCCAAAUAUCAAAUUACAUCCACACUUUUUUU